AUGCUCGCUCCCGUGCAGAGAGCUGUAACACAUUCUGAUGGGAAACCAAAUCCGACACAGCAGUUGCUGAUGAUGAAUGUGUAAGAUAGGGACGCUUUCUCUCGCUCGCCUCACACACUGCCGGUAGGAUCAGCAGCUGCAUGUGUGCCUUACACUGACAGCAACAUUGGCUCUAUCCUCCCAUUUCUCUGUACUCCCUCACCAGCUCAUCAGUGAGGAUUCUCACACUUUUUUUGUGAAUCCGCUUCCCAACUCAUCCUCUUCCUCCAGCCCCCCUCCCCCUUUGCUCUUCCACUCAGGCUCCUUCCCUCCUCCUAUUCCACUCUCUUUUCUCCCUGGCUACCAGCAUCAGCGGGAGAGUGCAGGUACUGUACCUUGCCUUCUUAGAAAAAAAAAACCCAAAACACUUUAUUUUCUAUUGGGGCACAGUCAAAAAAAAAAAAGCUAAAUAAGGGAAAUAAACCAAAAAGAUGUACCCUACUGGAUCUAGAGAACAAUAAAGGUGGGGAGAAGCCUAUCAUGCCUGUGUUUAAGAGGCUGAUACCCAUGUGUUCUCUUUUCUCUUUCAGUUUAUAGUUUGCUUGCCUUUGGAAUAAAACACAUUUUCAUAAUCUAUCUGGGAGGAAAAGAAGAGAAGAAAAAAAGACUCCUCUGGGUUUCCGAAACCAAGGAACUGGCUGCCCUA
Pelobates cultripes (western spadefoot toad) is the source of this 685-nucleotide messenger RNA. Lineage: Eukaryota; Metazoa; Chordata; Amphibia; Anura; Pelobatidae. The record is from the annotation of a GenBank genome assembly.